Molecule: messenger RNA, 618 nt
Organism: Caenorhabditis remanei
Lineage: Eukaryota; Metazoa; Nematoda; Chromadorea; Rhabditida; Rhabditidae
Exons: 5
Coding region: 1-618 (205 amino acids)
Source: RefSeq, a predicted model, not a curated record
AUGUCCGAUGAUAGUGAUAAUAGUUCGAUUAUCAAUGAAUGUGAAUUGUUCGUUGUCGAAUCGGAAAGUUUCGAGCGCACUUUCCAAGACGAUCACCCAGAAAAUUCUGCACCGAAAUCCCUAAUUUUCAAUGCAGGAUCACCAGUGAAUCGUGCUGAAUCAUUGGAGCAAUUAAGAGAGUAUGUGAUGAGUUUGGAGAAUACUGGUGAAGAGAAGAAAGAAGGAGCGACGAGAAUGAAGCAAGGAUGUUUCUUGGGCUUCUUGACGAAGGUUCAGGUGGAAAAGAAAGUUCGAAUUCCGGGUCAAUUUGCCACGUACUAUCUGAUCGAUGAGUUGUUUGAUUCACUGAAACCACCGAAAGACUCGAAUAUUUCACUGCAUCUGUUUGUUUGCUACCUGAAUACUUGUCAUCGAUAUCACCACUACCCAAUCGUCAAAAAACUGGAAUCCGACUCGUCUCGAAUCUUCUUCCAACUCGCUCAUUUUGAUUACACUAAACCUGCAAACGAGCCAAUUUUCACUUCGAUCAAACGCCUUCUGAAACAUUAUACUCAAUUUGUUUACGUCGAUUCGAUUACUGAAACUGGAGGACUCGGCGUCGAAGUGUUUCCGAAAUGA